GUUACAGAUAGUAUUUAAAUCUCCUCCACGCUAACUAACAUAUCAGUCAGAGAAUACAUAUUUAACAUAAACACACAGAUUAACAGGAUGCCUUCGAGGAUAAAACCGAGUCCAAAACCUGCACAUCAUUCUCAAGCAGCAGAACAAAGUGAUCAGAUAUCGUUCAUUUACGGGAGUCAGUAUGACCAGUAUCCGAGGGGUAACCAGUAUCCAUCACAUGGUGGCGCUUCAUAUUCUGGAAACCAAUACCAACCGCAAAACAACGCCCAGGAUCAAGGGCCUACACAACAUAGCGUUGUACCUAAUGCCAGAAAUGCUGCCCCUCCCAACAAAGACUACAUGAUCCCAGCUGUCCUUUCGUGUGUGUUUUGUUAUUGGCCGACAGGACUAUGUGCAAUUACGGCCGCUUGCAAGGCUAAUAUGGCAGCAGAAAACGGGGAUGUUAUAGAAGCAAGAAGACAGUCCAGGAAAGCGCGCAUAUAUGCGACAGCUGCUGUCAUAGCAGGAAUUUGUUUGAUUAUUUGGGGUGUUGUAAUUUAUGUGGUUAUUUGUGUACAUCUCGAUCCUGCAUAUAAAACCAAUUCAUUGUGGUGUUAAAUAUUCAGUAAAGGAUGAAAAAUAGU
Messenger RNA from Magallana angulata, 623 nucleotides. Its product is annotated as proline-rich transmembrane protein 1-like. The coding region runs from base 88 to 597 and encodes 169 amino acids. Gene Ontology annotation, cellular component: membrane. The transcript is spliced from 4 exons. Lineage: Eukaryota; Metazoa; Mollusca; Bivalvia; Ostreida; Ostreidae. The record is from RefSeq and is a predicted model, not a curated record.